AUGUCAGCAGAAGACCCUCAAGACUUGCAUCCACGAAAACGCGCGCGAUUGACCGGCCCGGACAACCUCUCACCCGUUGCUGCACCCGCUGCGAAUGGAACCGCCGCGCGCAAUGAGAAGGUGGAGGCCGAGAUCGAGAAGGAGGUCAGAGCUGGUAUAACGGAAUACGUGUGUCCGGAGAAUGCGGGGUUCUCGGGUAUAUUGAAGCAGAGGUAUACCGAUUUCUUGGUAAACGAGAUUCUACCGAAUGGGAAGGUAUUGCAUCUCGAGAGCUUGCAAGUGCCGCGCAAUAAGCAGGAGCAGGAUGGGAACUUGAAGACUGAGAGUUCGGCAGGUGGUGAGGCCGUGAAGGCGGAGACGGAAGUCAAGAAAGAAGUUGUGAAGGAGGAGCCAGUGGUUAAGGCUGAGCCAGUUGUCAAAGAGGAGCCCGUUACAAAGGAGAGACCUUUCGGAAGGGAGGAACCUAUCGUCAAGGACGAAUCUGCUGUGAAGGUGGAAGAGAAGGAGGAUAUUGUGGCACAGAUUCCGGACGAGGACGUCGCGAUUCUAAAGUCCAUCUUCGGAGGCAACACUACUUCGUCAAUUCUUUCACUACACCGAGCUGUCCUCAAAAGCCCCGAACGAAAAGCUAGAGACUUCAAUAGUGUCACAUCUGAAAUUUUGCCGGAUAAAGAACAGCGCACGAAUGCGCAUCAAGCGAUUCGCCGCAUAUUUUCCUCCCGACUUGAGACAAUCACAGAGAAGGACGAGACAAUAACCAUCAAAGCCUUACCCCCGAAGAGUAGAGGUAAUAGGGCACAGCAAAAUGGAGCCGCUAAAAAAGGAGGCAAGGGCAAUAAAAUGAGCUGGGAGGAACUUGGUGGAGAAUACCUCCAUUUUACACUAUACAAGGAGAACAAGGAUACGAUGGAGGUCGUCUUCUUCAUAGGAAGUCAGCUCAAGCUGCAACCUAAGAGUUUCCAGUUCGCUGGUACAAAAGAUCGAAGAGGGGUAACAGUGCAGCGCGUCAGCGCUCGACGAGUCAACGCACGAACAAUGUAUGAGAAGUGCAGGAAUCUCUGGAACGCCAAAGUCGGAGACUACUCAUAUCAUACCCAAGGGCUGGAGUUGGGCGAACUGUUGGGGAACGAGUUCGUAAUCACAUUGCGGGACUGUCACUUCCCUGGUGAAGAAGGCAAAAGCAGCGCACAACGCGUCGAAUUAGCAAACUCUGUGCUUUCGAAAGCCAUCAGAGACUUCAAGGAGAAGGGUUUCAUAAACUACUACGGCCUCCAGCGCUUCGGCUCUUUCGCAGCGAGUACCGACACCAUCGGCGUUAAGCUCCUCCAAGACGACGUCAAAGGUGCCAUAGACCACAUCCUCGAUUUCAAUCCGGACGCACUGGCCGCCGCACAGGACCCGAACUCUACAAUGAUGGUGUCAUCAGACGACAAGGCACGUGCAGAGGCAUUAAACCUCUGGAAGACGACUGGAAAGUCCGCAGCCGCGCUAGAGAAGCUCCCACGCAAAUUCUCGGCUGAGAACAGCAUCAUCAGACAUCUGGGGUUCGUAGACCGUAGGUCCGGCGAGCUCCUCCGCCGUAACGACUUCCAAGGCGCUAUUCAGGCGGUUCCACGGAACUUGAGACUCAUGUACGUCCAUGCCUACCAGAGUUUCGUAUGGAAUAUGGUUGCGGGGAGGCGAUGGACUACGUUCGGAUCUCAGGUCAUCGAAGGCGAUCUGGUGCUUGUCAAUGAGCAUAAGGAGAGAGGCGCGCCGGAGGUCGUCGACCAAACCGUUGAUCAGGCGGGCGAGGUCAUCAUCAAGCCGUCUGGCGAUGAUAGCGCGGCGAUGGCGGACGACGUCUUUGAACGCGCGCGGCCAUUAUCAAAAGAGGAGGCGGAGAGUGGCGAGUAUAGUAUCUUCGAUGUGGUACUCCCACUUCCCGGGUUCGAUGUCGAAUACCCGCCCAACGCGAUCGGAGACUUCUACAAGGAGUUUAUGAAGAGUGAGAGGGGUGGAGGACUGGAUCCUCAUGACAUGCGGAGGAAGUGGAGGGAUAUCAGUCUCAGUGGGAGCUAUCGGAAGCUACUAGCCAGGCCGGGAGAGGGGCUCGGAUUCGAAGUCAAGGCCUACGUGAACGAGGAUGAGCAGAUGGUCGAGACGGAUUUAGAGAGGCUGCAGAAGAAGGGGACGGAUUCUGAUAGCGGCCUCCGGAAUUUCAAGUCAGAAAACGGGAUCAAGGAGGAAUCAAACGGAGACGUCAAGAUGGAGGACGGCGACGAGAAGGUCGAGGCAAAGGUGGCGGUCAUUCUGAGGUUGCAGUUAGGGUCAAGUCAGUAUGCGACUAUGGCGCUGCGGGAGCUGAUGAAGUUGGGUGGAGUCAAAGCAUUCAAGCCAGAGUAUGGAGCUGGAAGGUAG
This is a messenger RNA of Mytilinidion resinicola, 2400 nucleotides long. Its product is annotated as tRNA pseudouridine synthase D. Gene Ontology annotation, biological process: pseudouridine synthesis. Lineage: Eukaryota; Fungi; Ascomycota; Dothideomycetes; Mytilinidiales; Mytilinidiaceae. The record is from RefSeq and is a predicted model, not a curated record. Gene Ontology annotation, molecular function: RNA binding; pseudouridine synthase activity. The transcript has 3 exons. Bases 1 to 2400 code for a protein of 799 amino acids. Gene Ontology annotation, cellular component: nucleus.